UUUUUUGGCUUCUCAUCUUCCCCAAAAGUUCUUUCUUCAAUUCUCAUCUCCAUAUCUCCCUCUCUUAGUGAGCAGCUACAAACUUGAAUCCCUCUGUUUAGCUUCUCAUACAACAUCCAAAUGGCUGCUCUUGCGCACAAGCUUUCCCUCUCCUAUCGCAAAUCUUCACCCCAUUUGCACAAACCCAAGUUUUUACCCGUUUGCUCCAUAGGUUACAAUUCAUCCCCUUCUUCCCCAUUUACGGAGAAGCACUCCAUAGAGAGGUACCAGAGAGACCAGUGGUUCUACAAGAACCAACAACCUGACCAUUCCCAUGUCUUCUCCUGCUCUACGCCUCCUGACCCUGAUUUUAUAAGGGAAAAUGACAUUGCUUUGCAGCUUCCUGAGCUAAAUAGCUUGCUACAGGUAUUGAGGGAGAAGAGGCAGGGUUGUGAGGAUGGUGGUGAUGGGGGCAAGUGUGGGCCGGGGAAUGUGUUUUUGGUGGGGACAGGGCCAGGGGAUCCGGAUUUGUUGACAUUGAAAGCACUUAAAGUUAUUCAGAAAGCUGAUCUUUUAUUGUAUGAUAGGUUGGUGUCUAAUGAUGUGUUGGAUUUGGUUGGUCCUGAUGCUAGGCUUCUCUAUGUUGGUAAAACUGCUGGAUAUCACAGCAGAACCCAGGAGGAGAUACAUGAAUUGCUUUUGAGUUUUGCUGAAGCUGGAGCUACGGUAGUUAGACUCAAAGGAGGGGAUCCUCUGGUGUUUGGAAGGGGUGGAGAAGAAAUGGACUUUUUGCAACAACAAGGGAUUCAAGUGAAGGUUAUCCCAGGUAUCACAGCUGCUUCAGGGAUAGCAGCAGAGCUUGGAGUUCCUUUAACUCACAGGGGUGUGGCAAAUAGUGUUAGAUUUCUAACUGGUCACUCAAGAAAAGGAGGAACAGAUCCUUUGUUCAUUGCAGAAAAUGCUGCAGAUCCUGAUUCAACCUUAGUGGUUUAUAUGGGCUUAUCAACACUCCCUUCACUUGCACUAAAGUUGAUGCAUCAUGGUCUAUCACCAGUAACACCUGCUGUUGCAGUUCAGCGCGGAACCACACCUCAGCAACGCAUGGUCUUCUCAGAACUAAAAGAUCUUGCUGAUAAAAUCUCAGUUGCAGGGUUGGUAUCACCAACACUAAUUAUCAUUGGGAAUGUUGUCGCACUUUCACCAUUGUGGCCACAUUCUCUAAAGGAUGCAUCAUCUAUGGUUGAGGCAAAAUAAACGCUGUCAAAACUGACAGACAAAAAGAGGUAACUCGUGCUGCAUCAUUCAUCAGGGACCUUUGAAAAUAACUGUAAACAGCUGAAAGGAAAAGGCAUUGCUGGUGAAUUUGUUGUCAACUAAUUUAAGGAAAAGCAGAGACCAGAUGGUUUGUGAAUCUAAGGAAGUGGGAAUGAAACAAUGCUAGGGCGGAUGAUUUAGCAGUUGAGAUUGGUGCAUAUUUAGUGACUGGAGAAAAGGGAUUAGCUUGCAGACCAAGGAAAUUAAACCAAAUUUCUGUUA
This is a messenger RNA of Rubroshorea leprosula, 1515 nucleotides long. The record is from the annotation of a GenBank genome assembly. NCBI's taxonomy places the organism in Eukaryota, Viridiplantae, Streptophyta, Magnoliopsida, Malvales, Dipterocarpaceae.